This is a messenger RNA of Pipistrellus nathusii (Nathusius's pipistrelle), 792 nucleotides long. The record is from the annotation of a GenBank genome assembly. NCBI's taxonomy places the organism in Eukaryota, Metazoa, Chordata, Mammalia, Chiroptera, Vespertilionidae.
AUGGCGCUCCCCGGCCGGGCUCUGCUGCGCGUGGCCGCCGAGCAGCUGCUGCGAGGACGAGUCGGGGCGCUGCUCCGGCCGCAGCUCGAAGGGUGCGCCCCCGGCCCGCGGCGCGGCUUCAGCCUCUCUCACAGCCGGGGCACGGUCAUCGUCGAGCGCUGGUGGAAGGUGCCGCUGGCCGGGGAGGGUCGGAAGCCGCGCCUGCACCGGCGGCACCGCGUCUACCGGCUGGUGGAGGACACGAAGCACCGGCCCAAGGAGAACCUGGAGCUCAUCCUCACGCAGUCGGUGGAGGAGCUCGGCGUCCGGGGUGACUUGGUCUCAGUGAAGAAGUCUGUGGGCCGCAACAAGCUUCUUCCCCAAGGACUGGCUGUAUAUGCCUCCCCUGAAAACAGGAAGUCGUUUGAAGAGGAGAAAUUGCUAAGAAAAGAAGGAAAAUUAGAAAAGAUCCAGACCAAGGCUGGUGAGGCGACGGUGAAAUUUCUGAAAAGCUGUCACCUGGAAGUGGGGAUGAAGAACAAUGUCAAAUGGGAGCUAAACCCGGAAAUAGUUGCCCGCCAUUUUCUAAAAAACCUCGGUGUUGUGGUGGCCCCACAUGCAUUAAAGCUACCAGAAGGGCCCAUCACAUGCUGGGGCGAGUAUUGGUGUGAGGUGACGGUAAAUGGGCUGGACACCAUCAGGGUCCCUAUGUCUGUGGUGAACUUUGAGAAGCCUAAGACAAAAAGAUACAAGCGCUGGUUGGCCCAGCAAGCUGCCAAGGAAGCAGCCCCCACCAGCUCCCAGACGAUCUGA